AUGAAUGUACAUUACAAUGGUGUACUGAUGAGUGAACAAAGUAAUGCAUACCAUCACAAAGCUUACAAAGAAACACUACUCAACUAUAAUCGUCAAGAAAGAGAUACUCUCUUAGACCCUCAAAGCUGGGUGAAUGAAGUCAAUGUCCAAGAAGAGUUGACUCCUACCGAUGCUACUAAUAACGAUGAACCCAAUCCAGGAGCAUGGACAGGCGAGACAGGACUCAAAGAACCCACUAGUCGAUUGUUAGACAAAGUGCACCAUACCUUUAUGAUCAAACCUCAUCUGGCUGUGUUUAAAACAGGCAAAUGUCUAUUACCAGGAAUUCAAAUUUAUCUGGAGCUAUUUCUGAAUGAGAGUAACAUGUUCCUCUUUGGAACACCAGACACCACCACCAGUGUGAACAAAAAGAUUCCUACCUUAGCUGAUGAUGACAUUUUUGUCACUUGCAUGGUAAAAGUGACUCUCAAUGCUAGUGUGUAUGCCCGAUUGCAAAUAGAAAGAGCACUCAGUAAAACCAAACGUGUCAAGUAUCCAGUGGUGAGAAGUGAAAUCCGGACCUUUUUCUUUGAAGGAAAAAGUACCAGAUGGGAACGAGAUAAUGUCUUUGUCGGACGUGUUCAUGACAAAGUCGUGAUUGGACUCAUGAAUUCUAAAAACUGCAAUGGUACACUCAACUGCUACUGCUUUGCCUAUGAAAAGUUUGGAGUGACCCGUGUCCGUCAAACUGUGGAUGGGGAGGAAUACCCUUACAGAGCCUUAGAAAUGGCAGGUAAUACGCAAGCAGAAGAUUUGCUAGGAUACAAACCAGCGAUGAUUCUUCCUGGUGAUUGGGGACAAGGUAAAACUUGUACCCUAUACGUGUUCAACAAUGUCCCAGGCGAGGUCGUUGACCCUCAUUAA
Messenger RNA from Porites lobata, 903 nucleotides. The record is from the annotation of a GenBank genome assembly. Lineage: Eukaryota; Metazoa; Cnidaria; Anthozoa; Scleractinia; Poritidae.